AUGAAGUCUGUCUGUGUUCCGCAAUCUUGUGGCCUUUGUCGAUGCCAGAUCGCCCUAGGCGACACAAUCGUCGCCGUGCGGAGAGACGGCGCUGAGCGAUCUCAGCCGUACUCAUACAGUGUAGUAGGCUUCCUCGACAGCUCUCAAGAAAUUGAGUAUGUUCAGUGUCGCGGGAGAUGCCAGCACGACGAGAAGAGGAUUGGCUGUCACCUUGACUGCUACAGUUCCAUAUCCAUUGAGACCUUUUCGCAGACCUACGAAGUGACUGCACCCGACUUCGAAUCAUCACAAUUAGCGAACUGCCAGCGUUCCCGCUGGUUACGGUCCUGGCUCGCCUCGAUAAUCAGAAGGGCGACGCACUCCCGCCUUCCUUUGGAAGUCUGCAGCGACAUCGCAGUUCGGGCUCUUGAUCAACAGACCAGCCGUCGAAUGGCUGUUUGGUAUGCCGAGAGAAAGUGCGGUGAGUUCGCGAGAAACGUAUCACAAGUCGCCCUUUCAAAGAAAAUAUAUGUUCGAUACGCAUACUUCGAGGGCACCCGAUACAUUGCGCGAUUGACAAAUGCAGCCACCAACAAUAGAGAUAUACUGGUGUUUGAUCCACUGUCGCAGACACCAGCUGCAAUGUUGUACGUUUCUAGUGAUCACCUUGGCAUUCGACAGUUGUUAUUUGUCAAUUCGUCAAGCAAACCUGCGAUCAUCCAAGAGCCGGAUGUCUGGUGGAAAACAAUAUGCCUUGGCAGUCUGGGCAGGUUCAUUCGAACCCGAGGCGAUGGCUCGAAAAUGCGUGUACUUGCAGGCGAGAGCUUGCAAUUACCACAAGUUGCCUGGGGCUUACCUCAAGCAGUGUAUAAACACCUUCGCCUAGAACCCCUUUGCAACGCCGAAUCAACCUAUCGCAUGUCGGUAGUGCCAUGCAACCAUCCUCCUACCACGGCCUAUUCGCUUUGCUGGAACCAAAGUAUUUUGACACUGCACGCACACACUACCGGCGAAAAUUUCGACUUCUAUCAUGAGCUGAGAACCAUGGACGAAUCUGCUCUAUGGUUCUAUAUGCCACUUCGCGUGGAUGAAGUGGUGACAGAAAUCUGGAAGUGUGAUGGUUCUCUUCGCAGCGCAAUCGCUUUGUUGGUA
Molecule: messenger RNA, 1131 nt
Organism: Colletotrichum abscissum
Lineage: Eukaryota; Fungi; Ascomycota; Sordariomycetes; Glomerellales; Glomerellaceae
Exons: 3
Source: RefSeq, a predicted model, not a curated record